Molecule: messenger RNA, 780 nt
Organism: Rhizopus microsporus ATCC 52813
Lineage: Eukaryota; Fungi; Mucoromycota; Mucoromycetes; Mucorales; Rhizopodaceae
Exons: 6
Coding region: 1-780 (259 amino acids)
Biological process (GO): positive regulation of TORC1 signaling; positive regulation of transforming growth factor beta receptor signaling pathway; positive regulation of GTPase activity
Cellular component (GO): cytosol
Molecular function (GO): GTPase activator activity
Source: RefSeq, a predicted model, not a curated record
AUGCAUGAAGAGCAAUCACUGGACAUGAAGAAAUCAAACAAUGGCAAUUGUGCUGCUUGUACAGCACAGUUUCCUCUAGUCAAUACUGGACAAUCUAUUUCAGAAGCUAAGUAUUUGAUCACGACAGAUGAAGAAUACCCCAAUAUUAAAUAUAUUGGUACAAAGACACCGCCACAAAACCAUUUGUAUAAAGCAGUUAGACUUGCCUGUGUUCGAAGCCUUACAGCCGAAUUUUGUCAAGGAAGGGAUGGACCUGUGCUAUUUGGAGAUGAUGAAAAUGGAUAUGUGAUGAGUUAUAUGUUCAAGUUACGUGAUUCACAAGCAAGAGGAGAAGCCAGAUUUUAUUCAUUCAUGAUAUUGAUGGCAGAUAGAGUCUAUUUGAUCUCAUGUUGGCCAUUCAUUGUUAGUGCAUUCAAAUCCAUGGUGAUUCAGUUACAGGAAAGAGCAAAUGCUGUGUUUCAAAAGGAAAAAGAAGUUAAACAACAGCAGCAGCAGUUUUCAUAUUAUUCGAUAAGUAAUAGACGAGGUGCACCCAUCUCACAAGAACAAUUUUUCAAGAGACGAAGUCAUACGCCCCUAAGAUCGCUGGUUGAUCUAUUAGGCAUUAAAGAUAUUUACAUACACAUUCAAGCUCAAUUCAGUUUUGUCUUAAAACUUGCUUCAAGAAAAAGAAUAGAAAAACUGAAUCCUGGUAGAACAGAAAGCAUGUUAUAUUUAAAGAUGAAAGAAGAAUAUUUGGCGAAAAGGCAUCAACAACAGCAAAAAGAAGAACAAGGAUAG